Messenger RNA from Blastomyces gilchristii SLH14081, 5270 nucleotides. Its product is annotated as RNA-directed RNA polymerase. Gene Ontology annotation, molecular function: RNA-directed RNA polymerase activity. NCBI's taxonomy places the organism in Eukaryota, Fungi, Ascomycota, Eurotiomycetes, Onygenales, Ajellomycetaceae. Gene Ontology annotation, cellular component: nuclear RNA-directed RNA polymerase complex. The coding region runs from base 1 to 4908 and encodes 1635 amino acids. Gene Ontology annotation, biological process: siRNA processing. The record is from RefSeq and is a predicted model, not a curated record. The transcript has 6 exons.
AUGAAGAUGGAGGCUCCAAAUCAUGUUGUAGCAGCAACCGCCACCAGUAUCCCGCAUGUGAAGAAGCGGCCCAGGAGAAGCCGGGGGAGGGGAGAUCCUCGCAACGCGAGAAUGCGAGAAGAAGCGGCCUACGAGAAGCAGAUGAAACAAAAGAAACGGGAGGCAGAGGAGAAGCUCAAGCAGCAGCAACAGCAACAAACCGUCCAAGCGUUAUCGCGUAGAGGUCGCCGUCGCCAUCAUCUCAUUCCAGCCAAGUCUCGCAUACAAAUCACAAGACCUGAGGUUCUGUCAACAAAUCCUCCUCCUCUAUUAACACAGCUGCAGACACCUCUCUGCCCUUUUUCUUCUUCUUCCUCUCCUUCUUCACCUUCUUGUCAACCCCCACUUCAUCUUCCUUCAUCUUCUCAACAGAGUCUCCUUUCUCCUCACUUAGUAGCAGCAACAGCGGCUAUAUCAGAACGACCACAACUCCCUAGUUGCCCCGGUGUCGACGUCUAUGGCUACUACCCACCAGGGCAAGAUCCCUCCAAUGCACACUUAGAAAUGGCACAGCGCCCUGAGCCCUUAUCUGACUCUCGGCCCGGUCGCAGAGCUGGGUUGAACGUUUCUUCACCUUCGACACGAUUUACGGGCAGAGAUACUGACUCCAGAAACACCUCUCCCAUCAAAGGCGAGUGGGCUUCGUGGGAGUCAGUUACGCUCUCACUAACUCGAAUCCCUAAAAAUGCCAAUACCUUCACGCUGUUUAAGUCAUUUUCCGCAUAUGGCAAUAUCGAUUACAUUGAGAUCUAUAAAGGGAACCGAGAAGGGCAAGGCAAGAUUCAAUUUAAACCGCCACCACGAGAUGACUUCUGGAACAAUAGGAGAUACAAGUUGGCACUUGAAAACAAUGAAUCUGUGCUAUUAGGUAUCAAUUUGGAGACCCAGAGGCGUAUUUUAGAAAUAGCGAGCCCUACUAGACCAGGGGUGAAAUAUCCUGCAACCAUUGAAUUACAUGCUCUGUCAGUGGAUUUCGGAUCCAUGAUUGAGGAAAGAUCUUUUCUUCGGCUAAGAUCUCUUCCCUCAAAUAGAAUAGGGGCUGUUCGUCUGGUCCUCAACGUUGAACAUCGGGAACUGUGCAUAUUUGUCAACGUACCGAAGGUCUCCGCAAACCUCUCCGAAAAUACCGAAAAUUCACGUCCGGGGAAUCCAUUUCGGUUUUGUAUCAGGUUUUCACAACUGACGAACAUCUUUCAAAUAAGGAGCUUGGAACAGGCCUCCCUGGUGAUCCCUUUGGAUUCGCCAGCAAUUUGCCAUCAGCAGAUUACCGCCUUAGAAAAGGAACAUUUUCCGGAGAAUGAAAAUGUCUGGAGCUCGCGGGAUACAUGGUUCCGACAAACAGAUAUUGUUCGCUACCCUGAAAUAAUCACUCGCACGCCGGUCAAUCUUAGGAAACAGAAUUCGUAUAUUAACUUUGGGCGCUGGACAACUUUUCGACUUGCGUUCCACGAGAAUACUCUGCGCGAUGAUAACAAGUUCCAAAAUUUUAAUAAUGCGCUUAAGGACUUUAAUGUCAACAUUCUAGAGACCGAUGAUAUUAAAGUCAUCGAAAGGGCUGAACCUAUAUCUACAGUUUGGAAAUGGAUUGAUGCUCCCUCCACGCAUAGAUCACGACCUCGAUCGUCAUUAGAAGAUUUGGGAGAAGACGAGUACAUUCCCCUUCCCUUCUCUGUUCGAUAUCAGCUAGAGGUAUGCAUGUCCCAUCGGUACAUAAAUGAAUACACAAUCGAAGAAACGUUUGUCCGUCGACUGGUUCAACUAGGCGAAAAAAAAGCGAAAGAGCUUCUCGAGCACGUUGCCAUGAACAAGACUAUCUAUUACGAUCCAAUGGGGAUAUUCAACAUACCAUUUCCCAAAGGAGCGACCAAUGGUAGAAUCCCGGGUCAUUGUUGUUACAUUAGGAGUGCUGAUGUUACCCCUUCUACUAUUUGUUACGACAUUCCAUCUGUUGAUACUUCUAAUCGUGUAUUCCGCUACCAUCGGGAGCAUGCAGACCGCUUUCUCCGUGUCCGGUUCUGCGACGAGAAAUACAUAGGUAAGAUAUAUCCCAACAAUAGCGGCAAUAGCCAGUGCAUGGAAAAAGUCUAUGCGCGAGUCCUGCGUACGUUGCAGCACGGUAUCACAAUAGGCGAUCGACGGUACGAAUUCCUGGCAUUCGGCAACUCUCAGCUUAGGGAGCAUGGAGCAUACUUCUUUGCUUCACUACCGCAUCUCACCGCUGCCAAUAUCCGUGCUCAAAUGGGCGAUUUGAAUAAUAUCAGAGUUGUUGCCAAAUACGCAGCGAGAUUAGGACAAUGCUUUUCAACCACCCGUGCAGUUACUAGCUGUCCAGUACAGAUUAAGAAGAUUGAUGAUAUCGAGCGAAACGGUUACGUAUUCUCAGACGGGGUGGGUCGUUUAUCGCAUUUUUUGACUCAGAUGAUCCAAAGCGACCUUGGAAUUAAAACUCCAUCGGGGGAGCCACCUUCGGUCUUUCAAUUCCGGCUUGGUGGCUGUAAAGGCAUUCUCGCAGUUUCACCUGAAGCUCGUCAACGAGAGGUACAUAUUCGAAGGAGUCAAUUCAAAUUCCCAGCUUCCCAUAACGGGCUCGAAAUAAUCCGAUAUUCUCAUUUCUCUUACGCAACUCUAAACCGCCAGCUCAUUCUUAUUUUGUCUGCCCUGGGAACUCCUGAUGAAGUAUUUAUUGCCAAGCUCAGUAUGAUGUUGGCUAAUUUAGAGCAGGCUAUGACUGACGAGGACAAGGCUGUCUCUCUUCUACAAAAAUAUGUUGACCCAAACCAGAUGACGUUGGUUCUUGCGGAUAUGAUACGUGAUGGCUUUCAGGGCUCACGGGAGCCAUUUGUUUCAUCCCUACUUGAAUUAUGGCGUACUUGGCAAAUCAAGUAUCUCAAAGAGAAGGCCAAGAUUGCAAUAGAUGAGGGGGCCUUUCUUUUAGGCUGUAUCGAUGAGACCAAGACCCUGAAAGGAUACUUUCGCAGUGCGCGGCCAAAAGCAAACUCAACCUACCAGGAAAGGGUAGAUUGCCUUCCCGAAAUAUUCGUUCAAGUCUGGCGGCACAGCGAAGGCAAAUACGCUGUUAUUGAGGGCCUCUGCAUUCUCGCUCGAAAUCCGUCACUUCAUCCGGGAGAUAUUCGCGUUGUCAAGGCGGUUGAUGCCCCUGCGCUGCACCAUCUUAGGGACGUUGUUGUACUGCCACAAACUGGAGAUCGAGACCUUGCAAACAUAUGUUCUGGGGGUGACCUGGAUGGCGAUGACUAUAUCGUCAUCUGGGAUAAAAGUAUGUUACCGACGGACUGGUUUCACGAGCCAAUGGACAAUUGUGCCCCAAAGCCUGAAGUUCUGGAUCGCGACGUCACUGUUGACGAUAUCACCAAGUUCUAUGUAAACUAUAUGCAGAAUUGCUGUCUUUCACAAAUUGCCCGAGCACACAUGGCUUUGGCUGACUUUCAAGAAGAUGGGGUUAAGGAUGAAAAGUGUAUUCAACUCGCAGCCUUGCAUUCCGCAGCAGUUGAUUACAACAAAUCUGGAAUACCAGUUCGAAUGACUCGAAAUCUGAAGCCAAAAGUGUGGCCCCAUUUCAUGGAAAGGAAAAUGAAAAAUAAAAACGCGGAGUACCGUUCUGCAAAAAUUCUGGGUCAAUUGUAUGAUAUGGCUAGCCACAUUGAUAUCCGAUCAAAGAUCCAGUUUUUGUCUCCUGAGGAAAGACCACAGUUCGACAAGCGGAUUUUAAAAUCAGGGAUUGAGGUUGACGAGAAAUUAUUGAGCGUUGCAACCGACCUCAAAAUGCAGUACGAUACGGAUAUGCGGCGGAUCAUGGCCCGGCACGAAAUCGAAACCGAACUCGAAGUCUGGUCAACGUUCGUACUAAGUCAUUCGGAGAUGUCGAAUGACUACAAAUUCCAUGAAGACAUUGGUCGCAUCUCAUCCGCCCUGCGGGAGAAGUUCAGCACGCUCUGUCAGGAAAAAGCAGGCGGUAACGACUUUGAACACCUCGCGCCUCUUGCCGUCGCGAUGUAUAAAGUGACCAGCGAACAGAUGGAGGCGGCUAUGGCUGAAAAAUCCGCUGUCCUCAUUGAGAAUAACAAAAUGGAGAAAAGGUUGCCUCUCAUUAGUUUCCCUUGGGUGCUCCAGCAAGUACUCGGAAAGAUCGCGAAUGGGUGUUUUGAGAGUCCAUUGAAUCACAGACGGUGUCCCGCCAUUAUUCAGGUCGAAAUUCCCCGCGCUCCCAAACCUAUCAAAGCCAUCAAUAUUCUUGUCUCCCCGGACGCGGAAACUGAAGGCGGCCUGAAGUAUGCUGGCGAUGUCUUGCAGCUUUUCGAUGACUCCGAAUCCAAAGAGGAGCUGUUUGAGUAUCUCAGUGAACAAUCCGACAAGCCCGAAGCGCCGGCCGGUCAAGAUGAGGGUAUAAUUACCCCAUCGUUUCAAAAAAUCCAUGGCCCAAACGGUGAGGGCGCAGAUCUACUUAUUGCCUUCAACGAUGAUACCAGCACUCCGUCGAUUUCUCUGCCAUAUCCAAACAUCCAAGGCAAAAUUACCAUACCGGCACGAGAACCACUCACUCCGAACAUCGCUCCGCCUGCAAGGGCCCUCGAUCUGAAUGGGAUUGAAUUUAGAUCCGUUUCGCAAGCGUAUUUCGCAAACUCCUACUUACCAGCUACUCAAUGUGAAGCUAAUGGCUUACAAGUGGGAGAUGCAAAUAGGCAGAGAACCAAGCAAAAUGCUAAACCGGCUUGGAGUUUGGCUGUAGCGGUCGGGAGUCAAGAAGACAAAGGAGAAGAAGAAGGACAUAGGGAAGAGAUCAUCGAGUUUGGACACGAUAUACAAACUUCAGCACUGGAUGAACUUGAACAGCUUUUGGGGAUGAAUUGAUGAUGGGUAUAUCGAAAUAGCCACGGCCCGGGGUGUUGAGGGGGAGGGAGGAGGGAGGAGGGAGGGGCAGGAAGGGGGAGGAAGGUCUACCUUGGGAUAUGGUUUUGUUUUCUUGCACCCUCCUUCAAUUCAUUCUACUUCUUUAGAUUUAUCCUUUCAUUUUUACUUUUUCAAUGUUCUUGCGCAUUCACAUGCUGUUGGGGGGAUUCAAGGUUCUGCGCGGCGGUAAGGGAUUUGGUAGCUUGAACUUGUGGUCGUGGUAUCACUCAAGGACCCUACCGGGGGAGGGGCAUCUAGGUAAUAAGUUCUUUGCGUAAUUAAACUUCAAAAUUAAAAUUGACAAAAUGGCCUUUCAGACAGAA